Messenger RNA from Dalotia coriaria, 5645 nucleotides. It is a transcript of the gene atk, whose product is annotated as artichoke. The transcript has 4 exons. Bases 499 to 5388 code for a protein of 1629 amino acids. NCBI's taxonomy places the organism in Eukaryota, Metazoa, Arthropoda, Insecta, Coleoptera, Staphylinidae. Gene Ontology annotation, molecular function: protein binding. The record is from RefSeq and is a predicted model, not a curated record.
AGAACUUUUGCAGUUUAAUACAAUUCUUGCACGAGUUAAGUACGAGUGUAAUUCGUCAUUUCUACUUUGAGUGAUAAAACAUUUUGUGCAGAAACGCCCCUUUCGAAAUACAUCAUCAUUGUAGUUUAAAAUAAACUUUAAGGACUUGCAAUACUUGACUGUCUGGAUUUAAAAGUAUAAAACUUUGAACUAUUGAAUUUGUAUCAUCUCUGAAGUUUUAACUGUGUGCGUCGAACUGAUUAAUAAACGUGCAGUUUAUUAAAUUAGGAUUGAGUAAAAGUUUAAGAAGAAAAUAAAAGUGCAUAAAAGUGCAGCACAUCGAUGAAUAGGGAAGUAAAACGAUUGGCAAUUUGUGAUAGCAACUAAAUGGUGGGAAAGUAAAACACAGGAAGUUCCCAAAAUUAAGCCGCAAAUCAGGAAAUCGGCUGAUUUCACUCGCGGAAUCGCACCGUGAUCGUCGUCCUGCAAUGAGGUGAAAUUUGCGUAUCAGUCAGCAUCAUGGGUCGUGUUCGUGCCUUUGUUUUCAAAGAAGUACUACUUCUGCACCUCAUCAGUGUUUUGUUCGUGAUAGUACAAGGCCAAUCUGUGCCGAAAUUGUGUCCUAAUCAGGAAGCCAUAUUGCCUUGUCGGUGUUUACUAAGAGAUACCGAAUACCAAGUGUGGUGCUCACAUAGUGACCUACCAAGAGUGCUCGAUGGUCUAAAAUCAUUAAGUCAAUUCAUAUCACAUCCAAUCGAUGAAUUAAUAUUAGAAAACAACAAUUUACCAUCACUACCUGGAAAAGCUUUCCUACCGUUAAAAGUAAUGCGUCUCAUGUUGCGAUACAAUAACCUGGAACGAGUUUCCAAUGGCUGGUUACACGGUUUAGAAGAUUCUCUAAUGGAGCUUUUUAUAGUUGAACCAGAUCUGCGUAGUUUACCUGAUGAAUCUCUCAUCAAUCAAAAUUUACUCCAAGCAGUCACAAUACAAUCAAACACAAUGAAACGCCUACCACAAUUUAGUAGCCUACCAAAAUUACGUUAUAUUAAAACAGAAGGAUCCAAUAUUGUGGAAUUAUCACCCAGACACUUCAGAAAUUUACCAAGUUUAGAAAAAGUCCAGAUUAGCGGAAGUGUACGUCUGGAUAAACUUGAAGCUGGUUUAUUUCAAGACCUCCCCCGACUAAAACUCGUAAACAUAUCGAACUGUGGAAUUUCCUGGAUGCAUUUAAGAUCCAUUUCAAGAUUACCAGCUCUGAAAGAAUUGUCAUUAGAAGGUAAUAAGAUUCAAGACGCAAGCGUUGUUGGCCGCGCAGCAAGAGACCUACCAGCACUGGAAAUACUCAAACUAGAUCAUAAUUUAAUCAGUACACUAGGCGAGGCCGCUUUUGUUGAUUUGCCAAGUUUAAAGAAGUUGUCCUUGAGCAAUAAUGAAAUCGUUGAGCUGCUUAAUGGCGCAUUUCACCGAGUGCCCGAAUUACGCUCGCUGGAUUUAAAUAACAAUCGCGUGCGUCGAGUACAUCCGGAAGCCUUUCUGCAGCGCAGCGGUAGUGGAAUUGAGGAAUUGUUCCUGACGAAUAAUGAUAUUUCUCAUGUGGCCGAACUAAGAGCCAUCCUCGAUGCUUUGCCAAGGUUGACAUUCCUGGACAUGAGUUACAACAAUUUGGAAGCAAUACCGUUUGGUGCUUUGCGCGGGCAUCCCACGUUGGAAUACUUAAGAUUAGAUUUCAAUAAAUUACACAUUAUUGAUCGCGAAGCUUUUCUUGGAAUGCCUGCAUUGAGAGAAUUGAGAUUGAAGAAUAAUUCUUUGAGCGAUAGGCUUGAGGCACCAUUUUGGAACCUACCGGCAUUGAAAGGGUUAGAUAUGAGUGGUAAUUAUUUCAGGAGAAUUACGCCGAGGUUACUUAGUAAUGUACCAGAAUUACGCAAAGUGGACUUUAGUAGUAACCAGAUUAAUUUUGUUGAUCCAGCUGCGUUUUUGAUGACAGCAAGUUUAGAACACGUGAAUUUGUCCGAAAACGCAUUGGUAACAUUACAUCCAGCUACAUUUAGACACUUAUUAAAUUUGUAUGAAUUAGAUGUAAGUCAAAAUGAGUUAAUGGAGUUUGUUCCGGGUUUACCAAGAGGUGUGGAGUACCUUUUCAUGUCAAGAAACUCAAUUACUAAUAUUCCGCACCAGCCGUCACCUGAUUUGGAUUUACCACAAUUGAAAAUGUUGGAUUUAUCUAGGAAUACAAUUCAGAGAAUACCACCAGGUGUAUUUCGGACUGUACCACAAUUAAGAAAGCUGUACCUUGGUAGGAAUGCUUUACAAGGUGUUGAUGACAAUGCACUAAGCGGAUUAAGUAAAUUAGAAGUGCUUGAUUUACGGGCAAAUCGUAUUUCGAAGCUUAACCCAAAUAUUUUGAAAGACACUAAUGAAUUGUUGGAGUUAAAUCUUCGCGAGAAUCGUUUAGAUGUCUUAAUACCUGAUGCACUUUCCGGAGCUGAAAAUAUUCGUAAACUUGAUAUAAGCCGAAACCAAUUGACUGAAAUACUUUCGGGAACUUUGGAACACGCACGUGAAUUGGAAGCAAUUGAUGCAUCUCAUAAUAGUCUUGUUCAUUUACCAUCUGGAUUGUAUGGAAUGAAGAAGUUACGAAAAUUAGAUCUGACUGACAAUCGUUUGAACAAUGUCAACCCGGACACUUUGAGUAGUCUAACAUCAUUGGAAGAAUUGAAAAUGUCACAUAAUUUUAUUCAGUCAUUACGACGAGGCGCUUUUGACAAUCUGCUAAACCUAAAAAUACUUGAUUUGGAUAAUAAUGAUUUACAAGAGAUUGAAUCGAAGGCAAUUCAUGCGUUACCACAAUUGAAGAAUUUGAAGUUAAGUCAAAACAAAUUGAUUGAAUUGCCAAAUGCUGCAUUUAGUAAUUUACCAUCGCUUCAAACUGCUGAAUUACAAGAUAACGAAUUGAAAUUGAUUGGAGCUAAUGCAUUCCAUCAUGUUCCACAUCUUGUUAUGCUUAAUAUAAGCAGAAAUCAAUUUAGUGGCUUAGAAGAUGCAGGACUUAGAAGUUUGAGGUCUUUAGAAAUGUUAGAUUUGAGUAAUAAUCAGUUGGGACAGGUUUCAAGUCCCAGUUUGGCUAGAAUGGAAUGGUUAGUGGAACUUAGAAUGGAUAACAAUAAGAUUUGUUCGGUUCAAGGAGCUACAUUUAAUGGUAUGCCCAGAUUGAGAGUUCUGAGUUUACGUAAUAAUAAAAUGAUGAGUUUUCCGGAACAUGUCAUACAGAAAUUGCGAGGAAACAUUGCUGUUUUGGAUAUAGACGGUAAUCCCUUGGCUUGCCAAUGUAGUCUUUUGUGGUUACGAGCAUGGUUACAAGAACAACAACUCAUGGGACCUCGAUGUUUAGAUGGUACCCUACUAAGAGAGGUACGUUUAUCACGUCAGGAAUGUCAAGCAGAAGAACGUCACAAUGAUCCGGUUGCACCAGGAUGCGAAGCGGAAUUGUUAACUGCUCCCGGCAGUUAUGGUACCUCUCAAGUUUAUACACAACAGUGGCAAAAUCUUCGACAUCCUAACAAGACAAAACAACAUUUUGAUAAAAAUCAAUUAGCACCAUCCCCAGAAGAAUCGGAUUAUUUCUAUGACGAAUAUAUUGAUUAUCCGUACAACGAAACAUUGGUACAUGCUCAGAAGCAUGGUCAACAACACCAGCAACAACAACAACAAACUGGUGCUAAUCAGAAUAAAAAAUUUAGCUCACCACAUUUAAUUCCUGGUGACACGCCUGUAAUAUAUGCAGCCAGCAGUAAAAACAGAACAAAAGUGCCCGAUACACCAAAAGGUGUGGUCGGAUCUCCUAGUAGCAGUGGUUUCACAUUUUUUGGUCUACCACUACCAAGUCUUAAUUUGAACAACCUCCUAGGUGCUGGGAGUAAUCGUGUAGACAAAGGCAAGAUGGCACCACCAAAUUUACCACCCAUCGGACCAGGAGUAUCAGUUGGCGGUGCCCUAGGAGGAAAUUUACCCAACGCGGAGCGUAAGGCCGCCAUUGUUAACAAACCAAACAAAGGUAACACUCCUCAAUUACCACCAUUACCACCAAUACCAUCCCUACCACAAACCCUUCCUACGGUGGCAAGUAGACCGCCACCGCCCCCUGACCUACCGGAAAGGCACAAUAUCAUUGGCAUGAUGCCGCCAUCUCAUCCGGAAAUAUACAUGGGUGGUUUCGUACCAUUAUUACCCGGAAGUGGGGGUUUUACUCCAAUGGAAUCACCCAUACAAGAUGAGAUCAAAACCUCUGCAAGUAUAAAAAGUAAUUUCACCUUAGGAAAUGUGCAAAAAGUCAACAUUACUCGACUUACCACUACAAAUGCACAGAUAGAUCCCACUAAUCAACCACAUAGCACGCCUAGUUUCAUAAGCAAACGUGGACCUAUCACACAAACCACUUUGGCUUCAAAAGAACCAAAUAAUUUUGGAGUUCAAACUGCAGAAGCAAGUGCAAGUACUGUUACACCACUAAUUGUCACUCAGCCAAUGCAAAGGCAUCCGACACCGGAAGUGACAAAACUCCAGCACACUACACCGGAGAUAAUAACCACAACCGAAUUGCCUGAUAUUGAAGUUAUUGAAGGUGUUGAUGCAGAUUAUGAAGAUGAUGUGGAUUUAGCCGAGGAUCAAAUAGAUGACACUACUGCAACAGUCAUUCAAGUACAGAGUUCUACUAUAAAACCACAAGUUAUCAAAAGAGGGCCACAAAUCAACGACAAUUUUGAUGAGAUUUUCAAGGAAGUGGUUGAUGUACCAGGAGUGCCUAUUCUCGCCACGCCAGCUUCAUCAAUGCCACUACCAGUUUCAAAAGUGGCUGCACCUACAGGAUUAGGUAAACCAGUAACACAAGCGCCGAUUCAAACAAAACCGAAUGCAAACAUUGAACAAGUCUACAUCAACCAGCGAUUACGAAACGAUUCAGAUUUAGAAACAUCACAUUCAUCUGCAACUACCUAUGACAAUAAUGUAAUCGGUACGCCAUUAUCAGCUUUGUUAAUACCUGGUGGACAAAUCACGCCAAACAAAAUGGGCGGGCGAUCGAGUAUUACUAAGGUACAAAAUCCUUUAUCUUCUACAGCACCGCUGCUUGGCGAUUUGGAGAUUUCUUCUACAGGGAAUAAUUUUGAUUUUGAUGAGGACGAUGAAGAUAGUGAUCAAUUGAGUCCGAUGGCGCAUAAUCGUGAAACACGUCCGGAUUCAACUACAGAAGAUAUGAAUUGGUACUUUGCAAAUUACAACAAAACUAGUAACAUUGAACCAUACGUCGGUGGUGGGAUAUUUCCAAGUUCCACAGCGUCGAUUCCCAACUCAUCAUUCACUUUGUGUUAUUUAAUAUUUGCAAUUAAAACGGUAUUUUCUCUCAUGAUCUAAUAAGAGAUAAUGGAAUGAUAUUUUGUAAAGUCUCUAGUCGUAAACACACUUUUUGUUUAGAUUACUAAUGUAAUAUAAUACAAACUCGCUAAUGUUAUAAUGUUAUAAGAUUAAUUAAGUAAGGGUAUAAUUAGGUAAAAAUUGUGACUUUUCUAGCAAUCUCUUUAUACUUUGUAUAAUGUUGUGUAAAUAUACCGUUGUGUAGUAUUUUUAAAAUGUUUGUAAAACUAAAAGCAUUAAUAAAAUUGUAGAUAAUA